UUGUGGCGACGGCAGCUGUGAGGGCGGCGACCUCGCGGGGCGACGGCGGAGGUGGCGGCUGCGACCUCGCCGCAGCCAUCUUGACAACCAACCGACGCCGCGUCCUUCGCGACGGAAACCAGGCGGAACGCGGGGCGGGGCCGCGGGCUGGGGGCGUGGCCAAGCGGGCCGGCCGGCCCAAAGCGGGCUGGGUCGGCUGAGGUCCCCCGUGGGGAGUGGAGGCAAGCUGAGGCAAGAGGAGGUAAACUGAGGCACUCUAAGGUGAGAGAGCUGAUAUUUGAAGAAGUAUUUUCAUUAGUUCAAGAAAAAUAUGAUGUAUCUAUCCCAAGCACCACUCUUGUUCUUAAAUGUAUGUAUUUUCAUUUGUGGAGAAGCUAUACAAGGUAGCUGUGUUCAUCAUUCUACGGAUUCUCUAGUAGGUAACAGUGCGGCAGAUAAAACUAUUCUCAAAGAUGAAAAUCAAAGUAACCCUGCUGUGUACAAGGAAGACUGUAAGGAGUCACGUGAUGCUAAGACCAAAGUGACCCGAGAAGAAAAACAUUUUAUAUGUAGAAACCUGCAAAAUUCUAUUGUUUCUUAUACAAGAAGUACCAAAAAACUACUGAGAAAUAUAAUGGAUGAGCAGCAAGCGUCUCUGGAUUAUUUAUCUAGCCAGGUUAAUGAGCUCAUGAAUCGAAUUCUCCUUUUGACUACUGAGGUUUUCAGAAAACAGCUGGACCCCUUUCCUGCCAGGCCCGUUCAGUCACAUGGUUUGGAUUGCACUCAUAUUAAAGAUUCAAUUGGCUCUGCCACCAAAACCCCUAGUGGUUUAUAUAUAAUCUUUCCAGAGGGAUCUAGCUACCCAUUUGAGGUAAUUUGUGACAUGGAUUUCAGAGGAGGAGGAUGGACAGUGAUUCAGAAAAGGAUGGAUGGGACAGUUGACUUCCGGAGGCCAUGGUGUGAUUACCUGGAUGGAUUUGGAGACCUUUUAGGUCAAAUGUUAUGUGUUGAUGCUUUGCCUUUUCUCCUUCUUUCUGGAGAAUUUUGGCUAGGACUGAAAAAGAUUUUUUACAUAAUAAACCAAAAAGAUUCUAGUUUUAUGCUUCAUGUGGCCUUGGAAUCCGAAGAUGACACCUUGGCUUAUGCUUCAUAUGAGAAUUUUUGGCUAGAGGAUGAAACACGAUUUUUUAAAAUACACUUAGGACGAUAUUCAGGAAAUGCUGGUGAUGCAUUCCGGGGCUUCAGAAAAGAUGAUAACCAGAAUGCAAUGCCUUUCAGCACCUCAGAUGUUGAUAAUGAUGGAUGCCACCCUGCUUGCCUGGUCAGUAAUCAGUCAGUGGAGAGCUGCAGUCACCUCCAUAGCAACACUGGCUGGUGGUUCAACCAGUGCGGCCUCACGAACCUAAACGGCGUCCAUCAUGUUCCUGGAAAAUUGCGUGUAACUGGCAUUCAGUGGGGUACAUGGACCAAAACCAAUUCAUUUGUCAGGAUUAAAUCUGUUUCAAUGAAGAUUAGAAGAACUUACAACCCAUAUUUUAAGUAAUCUUAUUUUAAAUUGUAGCACAAUUUCCAGAGUUACUUUUGAAAACAUACUAAAAUUUUUUUUACAUAGUUUCUUAUUUAGAGUU
Peromyscus maniculatus bairdii (prairie deer mouse) is the source of this 1607-nucleotide messenger RNA. NCBI's taxonomy places the organism in Eukaryota, Metazoa, Chordata, Mammalia, Rodentia, Cricetidae. The record is from RefSeq and is a predicted model, not a curated record.